Messenger RNA from Misgurnus anguillicaudatus (oriental weatherfish), 1493 nucleotides. It is a transcript of the gene surf6, whose product is annotated as surfeit 6. The record is from RefSeq and is a predicted model, not a curated record. Lineage: Eukaryota; Metazoa; Chordata; Actinopteri; Cypriniformes; Cobitidae. Gene Ontology annotation, cellular component: nucleolus. Gene Ontology annotation, biological process: ribosomal small subunit biogenesis; ribosomal large subunit biogenesis. Gene Ontology annotation, molecular function: DNA binding; RNA binding.
UUUACACACACGUGCAGUGUUUUUCUGAAUGUGUAGCACAUCUAACAAGAUCAUUUGCUGUUGAUAUUCAGUGUAGAUUUCAAAUCCUAAGAUCGGUUCUUUAUUUAUGUGUGGUGAAAUUAUGUUGUAUAGACUUUUAUAGUACUAAUUCUUCAACUGAUGCAAUUUACAACUUACCAGAUCGCUGAAGUGGUACUGACGUUGAGGAAAUAUGGCCAGCCUUGCUGCAAAGUAUGAUUACCUGGAGAAGUUGACACGUAAAGUGUGUGUAUCCCAUAAACCGGAGCUGAAGAAUACACCCUAUGUUCCAUUCCGAAGCAAUAAGGGGAAUGAUGAUGGUGCUCCUCCAAAGAAAAAGAGCAAGCAAAAGCCAACAAAAGGAGAUAAACAUGCAAACAAACAGAAACCAGUCCAAAAAACUACUCCUGCAGCUCUUCCAACUCAAAUAAAAACAAAUCUGAAAGGAACUUCUGUGACACAAAAGAAGCCUGCAGGUGGAACAUCACAUGAAUUCAAUGCUGUAGAUAUUCUUCGUCUCAGGCUUCACCAGAAGAUUGAGGAGUCUCGUGGGCAGGGCCCUGCUAAGGAUCCAUCCUCAGAAGAGGUAAGGAAGAAACGGGAAAGACGAAAGCAAGAAAGGGAGCGUCGGAAGAGGAAAAGGAAAGAGUUUAGGAUGAAAAAGUUAGCAGAGAGUGCAGCUUCACAGGCAGAACAGGAGGACAUAAAAACCGAAAUGCCAGAACCCAAGCCUGAUUCUACAUUAAGCAAACCUUGUAAAAAAGAAACGAGUUCUCUAGUUUUCAACAAGGUGGAGGUUGGGGAAGCGUACGUGGACAAAGGAACAAAGCUCCUGCAGAAGAAACAGAAAAAAAGGGUUAAAGGAACUCUUACUCCACUGACCGGGAAAAACUUCAAGCAACUUUUAACACGUGUUGAAGCGAGGAAGGCUCACCUGGAGCAACUUAGAGAAAAAGAUGAAGGCAAAGCAAAAAAAGAGGAAGAGAAGAUGAGGUGGACCAAUGUUCUCUACAAAGCUGAGGGUAUGAAGAUCAAAGACAAUGAGGACCUCUUGCGCGCAUCGCUGAAGAGGAAGGAGAAGAUGAAAGCUCAGAGGAAAAAGAAGUGGGCAGAGAGGAGCCAGCAAGUGGUGGAGAAGAUGCAGAAGAGACAAGACAAGAGGCAAAAGAAUAUUCAGAAACGCAAACAUGCCAAGAUUGAUAAGCGCAAACAAAAGGCAAAGAAAAAAGGCCGAGUGCUUCCAGAUGAUCUAAAGAUGAGUAGACAGAAAACAUAAAGGAGCUAAAAAUGAGCAAAACACGUAAAUGGCCAUGGCAACCUCAGCUCAUGAAAAUGUAAAGACUUUGCUUGUGGCAUAUCUUUGUGUGAUAUUUGGCCUGAAAGAGACUCCUACAUCACCUGCAUAAAAUUUCUUUGUGAAUAAAUGUUGUCCUCUUUUCUUAAGAUGUAAGCAUUAUAAAGAGCUUUUUGUUUCC